AUGAAGCUUUUUCGCCCGGUGUUAUGGGCAUUGGUAACCGCACUGGUGGCCGAUACAUACAGUCUGUCACCGCCACAACAAACUUGUGUGAUACCUGCCUUGAAAGAUGACCGCGAUGAUGCUCCUGCAAUCCGCCAAGCGUUUAGCAAAUGUGGAAAUAAUGGAAAGGUUGCGUUUAAAAAAAACACCAAGUACAGUAUUCAAACCGUCCUUCAACUUCAUAACUUGAAGAAUGUCCAAGUUGACAUGUUCGGCACACUCGAAUAUUCAACGGAUGUGCGGUAUUGGAUUUUACAUGGAUCGUAUUAUUACUUCCAAAACAUCUCCAUCGCAAUGGAGUUCUCGGGUGAAGACAUCACAAUUGAUGGGUAUGGAUCCGGUACAAUUGACGGCCAAGGCCAGGUGUGGCAUGAUCUGGCUCUAGGUGUGGGUGGAUUAUAUGGUCGUCCAAUUCCAUUCUGUUUACGGAAUGUCAAAAACGCUGUGGCGAAGAAUUUUGAAAUCCUCCAAUCUGGUAAAUGGAAUUUUCUGAUGGUAGAAUUUCAAAACAUUCUCGUGGACAAUAUUACUCUAUCAUCUACUUCUGACGAUUUUCAGGCGAAUCCCGGUAAUCUUGGCAACACAGAUGGAUUUGAUACCAUCAACAGCAAUAACAUUACUAUCCAGAACAUCUGGGCAGAUGUUGGAGACGAUUGUGUCAGCUUUAAACCUGGCUCGACAAAUAUUCACGUCAAAAAUUUGACGUGCUACAAUAGCGCAGGCAUCGCAAUCGGCAGUCUUGGACAGUAUGAGGGAGUGCGCGACGUGGUUGAGAAUAUCACAGCAGAAGAUGUUUCCCUGUAUGGAAGUCGUAAUGGCGCUUACAUCAAAACUUAUGCGGGCAAAAGAUUUUAUUGGCCACCACAGGGUGGAGGCAAUGGGUACGUUCGUAAUGUCGUUUUCAAGAACUUUCACAUCGAAAAUAUCACCGCUUCGCCAGUUCUAAUCCAGCAGUGCACUCACUGGGCAGGAUAUAAUGUGCCAGCAUGUGCUGAUACACCCCCUACGGGCUUCUUUUCCAAUAUUUCAUGGUAUAAUUUCACUGGAUAUAUGAAUGAGAAGGUGGGAACAAAGGCGGUCAGUUGGACUUGUUCCCCACUUGCAACAUGUGAAGGCUUUUCGUUCAAAGAUAUCAACAUCAAGUCGGCAACUGGAGCAAAUGGUACCUAUUCUUGUACUAAUGUAGACGGCUAUGACGUAACUUGCGAGAAAACCAAAUAG
Messenger RNA from Trichoderma virens Gv29-8, 1260 nucleotides. RefSeq names its product glycoside hydrolase family 28 protein. Gene Ontology annotation, molecular function: polygalacturonase activity. NCBI's taxonomy places the organism in Eukaryota, Fungi, Ascomycota, Sordariomycetes, Hypocreales, Hypocreaceae. Gene Ontology annotation, biological process: carbohydrate metabolic process. The transcript is spliced from 7 exons. Bases 1 to 1260 code for a protein of 419 amino acids. The record is from RefSeq and is a predicted model, not a curated record.